Molecule: messenger RNA, 576 nt
Organism: Cladophialophora psammophila CBS 110553
Lineage: Eukaryota; Fungi; Ascomycota; Eurotiomycetes; Chaetothyriales; Herpotrichiellaceae
Exons: 3
Coding region: 1-576 (191 amino acids)
Cellular component (GO): mitochondrion
Source: RefSeq, a predicted model, not a curated record
AUGUCUUUUGUCUCUCGAGGGGCGAGAGCUGCAGCUCGUCCCUUGAGGCGUGCAGUCCAACAACGUCCGCAACGCAGAUUUGCUGGACACGAAGCUGGCCACGGUCACGGAGAUGCACACCACCAUCAUUCUGGGGAGAGCGCUCUCCACGUCGCAGGUGGAUCGGGGAACGAAGGAUUCGGCAGGGGAUUCUACAUUGCCAUAGGCUCCGUACCUUUCGCAAUAUUCAUCUACUCGAUCGCCAGCUCUCCCGGAGAUAAUGCGCUCAGCCGUCUUGUGCGAAAAUACGAUGCCGGCAGAGAGGUGCUGUUGAGAAAAGAUGCUAUACAUACAACCAUGAUGGAGCAGGCCGCCGCUGAUAGGCAGCUGUUUGCUGCGACGCCGACUGAUCCUGCCGGUCCUCCCCUUCGAAAUCCAGAGUCAUUCAACUUCGGCUCACCCUGGAAUGUGUCUGCUGGUCAGGGCACAGCGGAUCUCUCUGCGUUGACCAAAUACUAUGAAGGGAAGAAUAAGGAAGCGGAGCGAGAGCGGGUAGAGAGAUUCAAGAAACAGAAAGGUUCCGUUUACGACCUGUAG